Echinops telfairi (small Madagascar hedgehog) is the source of this 3914-nucleotide messenger RNA. It is a transcript of the gene GOLM1, whose product is annotated as golgi membrane protein 1. The transcript is spliced from 10 exons. NCBI's taxonomy places the organism in Eukaryota, Metazoa, Chordata, Mammalia, Afrosoricida, Tenrecidae. The record is from RefSeq and is a predicted model, not a curated record. Bases 78 to 1238 code for a protein of 386 amino acids. Gene Ontology annotation, cellular component: Golgi apparatus.
ACAGCCUCGCAGGGUGGCCCCUUGGCGCUCAGCGGCCGGUGGAGCCACGGAAAGAGAUUCUCAGCCCAGCCCUUGAGAUGAUGGGACUGGGAAACGGGCGUCGGAGCAUGAAGUCACCGCCGCUCAUGCUGGCCGCCCUGGUGGCCUGCAUCAUCGUCUUGGGCUUCAACUACUGGAUCGCAAGCUCCCGGAGCAUGGAUCUCAAGACACGCAUCAUGGAGCUGGAAGGCAGGGUCCGCAGGGCGGCCGCGGAGCGAGGCGCUGUGGAACUGAAGAAGAACGAGUUUCAGGGUGAACUGGAGAAGCAGCGGGAGCAGCUGGACAAAAUCCAGUUGAGUCACAACUUCCAGUUGGAGAGUGUCAACAAGUUGUACCAAGAUGAAAAGGCAGUUUUGGUGAAUAACAUCACCACAGGGGAGAGGUUCAUCAGGACCCUGCAAGACCAGCUGAAGGCCCUGCAAAGGAAUUAUGGCAAGCUGCAGCAGGAUGUUCUCCAGUUUCAGAAGAACCAGACCAACCUGGAGAGGAAGUUCUCCUAUGACCUGAGUCAGUGCAUCAGUCAAAUGAAAGAGGUGAAGGAACAGUGUGAAGAGCAGAUAGAGGAAGUCACCAAGAAGGGAAAUGAAGCCAUAGCUCCCAGAGACUCAAAUGACAAGAACGAACAAAGUCUGCAGCUCCGAGCCCCCAACAAGCCUCUGGCCAGAUCACAGGAAUCAGGCCCUCCACAGGCAGAGGAGCCACAAGGGAAAGGAAACAUACGCAGCAAUGUGGAGCCCCAGACACCAGCCCCCAGCUCUGAAACAGCUUUAGAUUUGAAGAAACAAGAGGAAACCAAUGAGAUUCAGAUGGUCAACGAAGAGGAGACUCAGAUCCCAGGGCUGCCGCAGGAGCCAGCCCUGGAGCAGGCCACCAAAGAUGACAAGCUCUCAGAGGGAAGAGGUGUCGGGGAAGCUGGAGAACUUGGCCAAACUUCACAGGUGUCAGCUGCCCUGCUGGCAAACCAAGAAAAUGCAGAGGAUGAGGACCCUGAGCGGGACCAGCUCAUAAUCCGUGAGGCCCAGGAGGAGGAGGAGGAGCAGGGUGCUGGUGAACGAGGGAGACACCCACAAAAACGAGAUGACUACAACAUGGAAGAUAAUCAGGUCGAAUCUAAAAUAGACGAGGCAGUCCUUCUGGAGAAUAACAAAAGCAUAAAUGGUAAUGCUGAAGAUAUAAAGAUACACCAUAAAUUUACUUGAUGUGCAUGAAAAGAUGAAUCACACUGUAUGAGUCAAAAAGGAAUCACAGUUUGCAUCAACAUUAAACAGAGAUGACAAAAAAUUCAUGGGGAAUCUGACAUGCAAAGUAGAAGUUGUAACACAUCUAAAGAUGAUUAUUCUGGAGUUUUAGUAUGUACCUUAUGUGGGGAAAAUCGGGUUGUCUUUUACACUUUUUAGGGAUUUCAAAGUGUCAAAAUAUGUCAAGUUUUUGACUAAUAGGCAUUUCAUGAAAAGAUCAACAUCAAAAGAACAAAGGGAACACAAGGUCUACUUCAAGUAUGGCGACAGUGGUCGUUUAUUCUGGAACAGAACAAAUACACAAAGGCCUGCAGGGAGAGUCCAGAUCUGAUGGUGAGGAGCCACCGCCCUCACAGACCUUCUUCAGCCCCUCUUAAAUUCUCUCCUUGAGUUAAGGCCAUCCGGUCAGUUCUGCCUCAUAACUACCCUACAAACAACUGAACGAAACACUGCACUGUCCUGCUUGGUACCAGCCUGUUGUUUCUGGUCUCACUGAUAAAGACUGAAUGUUGCUUCCUAACCUUGUGCACUCCUUAAUCUGACAGUCAAUUGCCUGGAAUACAGACAAUGAACAAAUGUAUCACUAGCAAGAGAUUUAACAUAGAUGCUGUUUUGUGUGAGUUCCUAAAAAGACUUCUCGUAUGAUGACUUUUCUUACCCUUAAUGUACAAAACAUUUUUAAGUGACUUGUGAUUUUUAAACAUUGGUGGUCUACACAUGCUUUGCUUAAUAUGGGUGGACAAAACAAAAAUUUUUGAUAAUAAGAAUAUAUUACAAAGAGUCGUGAGUCAACUUCUGACACUAGAGAGGUCCGGCUGGCAGCAAUGGUGCUGCCAAGCGGCAACAGAGCCCAGUGAGGCAGGCACAGCCUGGCAGAGACAGGUUUCAUUACAAAACAAAGUUUAACUGAUGCUACUGAAAGAUAGCUAAGUGUUACAAGUAGGGACAGUUGAGAGAGGCAGGAGAAAUGCAGUAACAGGUAUGCAUCCCUUAAUGUCCAUAACACGCUCUAUGACACAUGAUGUGGAUGCUGUGUGACCACUACCUUACACAUAGUACAUAUAUUUGACAUGUCUAAGUGACCUCUUUGCAGGUGGCUCUGGCCCUCCCUUAGCAUUUAAGAACCUCGGUGCUUGCAAGCUUGAACCAUCCCCACAGGCACCUGUGGCAGGGCUCACACCAGAUCCGUUUCAGCUUGGUUGCCACUAAGACGCAGGAGCUGCUUGGUUCCGCAGUAACACGGAGCUGAGCCAUGGCUGCUGUGAAGCUGCAAACAAUGCUGACCUCCACUUCCUGGCACCCUCCCAACAAAGUCUCUCCUUUUGUCUAUUGCGGUGUAUCUACAGUUUUUGUCAGAGUUUACAUUUAGCCACAGCAGACUCACUAAAAAAAAGGUUUGAGAAAAGAACUCACAUUGGUAGCAGUGCCAUGUUGGACUUGACUUGGUUUGAUAUUAAAAAGGGUUUCUAAUACCAGCUCUUGCUUGUAAAUGACUGCAGUACUGUUCAUGAUGUGCUGCCAGGAUCUCCAAAGGGUGGGAGGCAGUGGCAGCUCCUAUAAAAUGCUUAGAUUAAUAGAAUUUCAAUCUGCAGGGGGCCUCAGAGGUCUUUCGGCAUAGCCCCACCUCUUUUAAGGGAGGACACUGGGGCCCAAAGGUUAUGUAACUUACAGGGGCUAGGUAUGGGGUGUGGUGUCUGUGUGUGCACACAGGUGUGUGCUGACAUAUUGCAUUCAUAUUGUGAAUUCAAACUGUAAUGUAUUUUUACUCAAUUACUGAGAUUAUACGUUUCCACUCACAAAAGGAAACUAAAAGGUGUAAAAGCAGCUUUAUAAUAUUCAUAUCAUUUUCUAACCUUCCUUUAUGUAUUAAUAGUAGGAUAUGAAUCUUGUCUUGUUUUCUCAAUUAGCAAAACCUUUACUUAGAGAAGUUUAAUGCAUGCAGAGUGGCUGAGAAAAGCUCCUUGACUUUCUUUUUACAGCUAUACCUUCAUUCCUUAAACAUCUCUAAAGAAUCCACAUUUGAACUGUGAACUAAGGAUAGCCAUUCACCUUUUAACUCGCUGUUUUAAAAAUAAAGCAAAUAAAUCCAUGUAACAAUCAUCAAAGAUAUCAAAACAUGGACCUUGGUCUGUAAGUUUCACCCAAAGUUAAGUCAGCUAUCUUUUAUUAAAAUUAAAACCAACUUUUAGUAAGCAUGAAAUAUCUAUUUCAUUAACACAUUCCUAUGUACUUCAAAUGGUAUGUAGACAGGAGUGAUGAAAUUAUUUGGUUUUGUCCACCACUUCCCUCCACCCCCACCCCCAAUAAGAUUACAUAUGGACUAAGUAAACUUGGUUAAGAUUUCAUAGCCUAAUUGUACUUUUGUGAUGAAAUUUUAUGAGUAAACCACUGCUUACUAUUAAGUCAGUAAGAUACAUUAAAUAACCAGAAUGAUUUUGUUUUGUUACCAUUUGUAGUAACUGGUUUUAUACUCACAGAACAUGGGAAAGGUGGAAUACAACUAUGAAUGGUCAUUAAGGUCCAGUGGAACUGUCUACACUUUGACCUUAAAGGUUUUUAAUUAUGAUAGUGGCACUGAUCACUUGCCUUUGAAAUGAACUAUAGAAAAGAUAAAUUUAUAAAUUUAUUUCCAUUAAA